Molecule: messenger RNA, 144 nt
Organism: Racocetra persica
Lineage: Eukaryota; Fungi; Glomeromycota; Glomeromycetes; Diversisporales; Gigasporaceae
Source: the annotation of a GenBank genome assembly
AUUCAUUUUGCCUUGGUUAUUGCUGCUUACGCUGCAAGACGUAAAGCUAAAGAAAAUGAUGCUUCUUUAGCAAAUGAAGUUUCAGAAACGAAUGUUUCUUCAUCGCAUGACACUUCACCACAUAUUGUUACAGAGAAAACCUGA